UUCGUUAUUCGUAGAUCCAACGUGUGACAUUUACUGCUCUGAUGUUGUAAAUUCAUUUCCAGAAGUACAAUUAUAUUAUAAACUAUGAAUUAUCGCGAUGGUAAUGUACGCGGUUUAGGGAAUAUUCUUGUCAAAUUCUUAUCGCUUACGUAGAGAUAUGUUUCUAAAUUUGAAAUGUUUUUACAAUAUUUCUGACAUUCUGAGAUGCAAUCUACGAGCAUCAUGUAAACGGAAACAUUUAAAGCGAUCGUUAAAUUUGAAACAUCUGACAAAAUCUAGGUUAGAAAACGUGCAUUAUUUGCACUGCGAAGAGUUGCCCAGCCUGAUUCUUGACACUUGAUAACGUUUAUCGUUGUAUAGUCAGAAGGAACAGUCUGCUGGUAUCUGCUAUUUCUAUCAUUAAUUGAACUGUGAUGAAGAAAGAAAACUCUUUUUUUUGUGUUGCAAGAACAAUCUCUUAGAUGACAUUAAGUUACUUUUUAACGACCAAGUGCCAUUAAAUGAAACGACCAAGUGCCAUUAACCGUUUUUAUACGAGUACCGAUAUUCGGUGAAAAAGAGCAAUUUUAUCGUGUUACAAAUAAUAAGAGCUUUAAUUAAAUAAAAGUAAUAUCAAAGUGAUUCGAGCUUGAUGUUCUGCUGUACUGACAGUCAUGACACGUCUAAGAGGCCGAGCCUCUUUAAUGGCCAUCAUAAUGAUCAGUUUCACUUUGUUGAUUGUUAGUUAUUUUAUUCUGAGUAAAGAGGUCGAGGACAUCUCAGCUAAUAAGCUCAAUCCAAGAUUGAAAAUCGAAGAAGUAUAUUCACUGAACGAUCUUACGCAGAAUCCUCGUAGUUUUGCCAGAAAACAGGAGAUAGAGGCUCGCAUGAUGGGAAAGUUAAAAAGUAACGGAGGAAAAUUAUUUCCUGAUUUCAAUUACGAUAAAUCAUAUGCAGAAACUGUCCCCUUAUUCAAAGGUCAUAAAAUCGUGCACCUAGAUUUAAAGGGUGCUCCCUUCAAAGCAAGUUAUUAUAAGUACCUGUUACAUUUGCUCAAGAAAUUAGGUGCAACCGGUAUACUCAUUGAAUACGAAGAUAUGUUUCCCUUCGAAGGGAAGAUUCAAAAUAUCAGUGCUCAUAAUUGUUAUACUAAGAGGGAUAUCGUAAAUAUUCAAGAGAUAGCUAACGAAAACAAGCUCAUUGUCAUACCAUUGGUGCAAACUUUUGGUCACAUGGAAUUUGUACUUAAGCUGGACGAAUAUAAAGAUUAUCGAGAAGUACUUCGUUACCCUCAAGCUUUGUGCCCUACCUAUAACAAAACUCUUCUGUUAAUUUACGAAAUGGUAGAUCAAGUUGUGGCUGCGCAUCCUAACGCAAAACAUUUACACAUAGGAGCAGACGAAGUAUAUCAAAUAGGAGAAUGUUCUAGGUGUUUAGAUGCAAUGAUUAAAGGACAAUUAGGUAAAAAGCAAUUAUUCUUGGAUCAUGUUUCAAAAGUAGCGAGAUACAUCAAAGAUAGAUAUCCAGAGCUCACGAUUCUCAUGUGGGACGACGAAUUUAGAGAAAUUUCUCCAGAGGAAAUAAUAGACAGAGAACUACAUUUAAUGGUAGAACCGGUCGUUUGGAAAUACACCACCGAUCCCGGAGUGUCGUUAACGGAUCAAUUGUGGGACAGUUAUGCAGCUGUUUGGAAAGAUAUCUGGGUAGCUACGGCUUUCAAGGGUGCCACAGCACCGGAUAGGUAUUACACGGAUAUCGCUUAUCAUAUGGAAAAUCAUCAACGUUGGUUAGAAAUUAUCAAUAGGUACUCUUCCCAAAUUACAUUCAAGGGUGCCAUCUUAACAGGAUGGCAGAGAUAUGAUCAUUUUAGCGUACUUUGCGAACUUUUACCCUCUGCUAUACCAUCGCUCGCUGUGAAUUUAGCCAUUCUACAAGCUCCAGAUUUAAACGGAUUUCCAGGAGAUGCGUCUCCUUCUGUAUUGCAAGCGUUACAAUGCGAGGGAAAAAUUGCAUUAAGUAUUCCAGAACCACAGUAUGGUUGGACCAAAUGUAAUUACCAUGGCGUAGCGAUCUAUGCUGCUCUUUUGCGACUCGUUUCUUUGACUCAAGAGGUUACCAAAAUGGAACAGGACAAUACGUUCAAGGGAUGGUUGAAACCGUAUAACUUAAAGUAUUCAUUUUCGAGUCCUAGUCAUGUAGAGCGCGCGGUAGUGGAACUGGACAGAUAUAAAAUGGAAUUAAUGUAUAUCGAGAAAGAUAUGCGAUCAGCUAUGGAAGAAAUAUACGACAACUAUACGAUCCAAGAAUGGCUGGAAACUUAUAUUGCUCCUUUGAACGAGAAAUUCACUCAAUUGUGGGAAGCUAAAGAAAAAAUUUUAGAAAAAAUGGUAUGGCCAAGGAGACCGUUAAAAAAGCUUGAAUUAUAGUGAGAUCAAUUCUGACAUUGAAAAACGAAUAGAUACCGCAAUACAUAAUAAGAGACUGAAGACCAUAUUAGGAUUAAAAGCAAAAGAUGAUGUGCCGAGGUAUUCGGUAUUCUUUUUUUCUAAAAGGACGAGUAAUAAUCGAAGGUUUAUAAUAACUUAUCAGAACUAUAAUUUUGCACCUUGCAUACCACCUACCAUAGAAUUGUAUAUUUCUAUACCUCGAUUCAAACGUGUGCUCUAAAUCGAUCGAUUCCACCGUCCGUAAAUUAGUUUCGUUCAUUCUUCUACAAACAAUGAAAUUCGAGCUUUUGUAAACCGAACAACAAAUUUUACAAUCAGCACUUCCGGAAUGCGAAUAUGAAUUCGAAGGUUGUAUAUAUCGAUACAAAAUCUCUUCAUUCUACGAAGUGUUGAUCGUGAUACUGAUUUUAUAGUUGAUUACCUGUAGUGUUGAUAGUGCCGUUUAAAAAAUUACUUGCAUAUUAUUUUACGGAUGUCUAAUUCCUCAAUUCCCAGAAAAAAAGAUGCCAACUAAUUUAAUCGUUAUUUAUUAACACUUUUACCUUUUGAUGCUUCCAAGUUGCAUUUUACAUAUACAUUAUGCAGUUGAUUGUUUGGAAUAUACGCACACGCUACAGUCUUACUUAUUUUUUUCUUAUUAAUUGACAUGUUUUUUUAUUUAACGUGUUUUAAUUUGACGUGUUUCAUUUCUCGUAUACGUAACGUUUGCAUGAAUAGUGCCAUUAAUAAAUAUAACGUAUCAGGGAGAAAGUUCUCGAAUAGUUUUUAAUAAUAUAAAUUUCAAUAGAUCUUUUGAAUGAUUUUCGUUCGAUAUUAUCGUGAUUCUAUCACAAACUGACACAAUAUUCUGUUAAUUGAAAUUGAAAAACUUUUCCAUGAUCGUUUGUAAAAUUACCGAAGUCUGAUAUAUCGAGAUCGCAGAUGUAGGUCAAUCUACGAUGUGUAUGUACAUUACUCAUGUAUACUAUUAUUAUUGUAAAAGUAUUUUUAAUAUUGUUAUGUCAAACUAUAUUAACAUUAAUUACCAUAAGUAGUAAGAUUUUAUCGAUAAAUAAAUCUGUUUUUAAAUCUAUUGAGAAGA
Hylaeus volcanicus is the source of this 3507-nucleotide messenger RNA. RefSeq names its product hexosaminidase D-like. The record is from RefSeq and is a predicted model, not a curated record. The transcript has a single exon. Gene Ontology annotation, molecular function: hexosaminidase activity. The coding region runs from base 654 to 2405 and encodes 583 amino acids. Gene Ontology annotation, biological process: carbohydrate metabolic process. Lineage: Eukaryota; Metazoa; Arthropoda; Insecta; Hymenoptera; Colletidae.